GCUUAUGUAUCCAAAGAUAGGAUUUGUGUUAAACAGAACUUUCCUCACAAAUAACAAAACAAGACAGACGGGGAUGAAGGUUUUCUGUGGAAGAGCCAAUCCGACUACUGGAGCCAUGGAGUGGUUAGAGGAAGAUGAGAAUUAUGAUUACCACCAGGAAAUAGCAAGGUCCUGCUAUGCAGAUAUGUUGAAUGACAAGGACCGAAACAUGAAGUAUUUUCAAGGUAUUCGUGCUGCAGUUAGAAGAGUGAAAGAGAGAGGGGAAAAAGCCAUUGUCCUGGAUAUUGGGACUGGCACUGGACUCUUGUCCAUGAUGGCAGUGACAGCAGGGGCUGACUUCUGCUAUGGCAUUGAGGUGAGCAUCUUUCUCCCUUAUCUUAUAGAUUUCAGUAAGCCUGUCAGCAGAGCUUCUGCGUCCUACACAGUGAAGCUGAAACCCGUCAAGUCUGGCAAAGCUCAAGUGGUCCUUUCCUGGUGGGAGAUUGACAUGGACCCUGGUGGGUCCAUCAAAUGCUCGUUGGCCCCGUAUUGGGUACAAAGCACUUUUGAAGAGAACCCGUGGAGGGACCACUGGAUGCAGUGUGUAUAUUUCCUUCCAAAUGAGGAAGCUGUGACCCAAGGCCGGAGCGUCGACUUGACGGCUUUUCAUGAUGAUUAUUCUGUGUGGUUUAAGCUUCAAAAAAGCAGUUUUAGAAAUGAAGGAUCAAAGACUUCUGAACACACCGAGAGGCCAGUAUGUGUGUGUCAAGCCCACCUGUUGUGGAACCGGCCACGUUUCGGAGAACUAGGUGAUGGGGACCGCACAUCGUGCUAUUUUCAAGCUCUGAAGAAGGUUCUUAAGCCGAACAGCGUCUGCUUGAGCAUGAGUGACGGUAGCCUUCUCCCGGUCUUAGCUCAUCACCUUGGAGCAGAAAAGGUGUUUACGCUGGAGUGUUCUUCGCUUUCUCGCUCACUCAUGCAGAAAAUUUUUAUGGCCAACCAUUUGGAAGAUAAAAUUACAAUCCUAGAGAAACCCCCGGAAUUGUUAACCCCCUCUGAUUUUGAAGACAGAAAGAUAUCCCUUUUGAUCGCUGAGCCCUUUUUCUCUACGAGCCUGCUGCCAUGGCAUAAUCUAUUUUUCUGGUAUGCCCGGACGGCAUUGGAGAGUCAUCUCAGCAGUGAUGUGACUGUCCUUCCCCAAUCGGCUUCUCUCCACCUGAUGACUGUGGAAUUCAAGGAUUUGUGGCGAAUCCGAAGCCCUUGUGGUACCUGUGAAGGUUUUGAUAUGCGCAUUAUGGAUGAUAUGAUAAAGAAUUCCUUAGACUUCCGAGAAUCGCGGGAAGCCGAGCCCCAUCCGCUUUGGGAAUACCCUUGUAGAUCCACCUCAGAUCCCCUCAGGGUUCUGACGUUUGACUUCCAACAAGCUAUACCACAACAUCCUCUCACAGAAGAAGGCAUCCUAAACCUGUCAAGGUGUGCGAAGAGUCACGGAGCCGUUCUGUGGAUGGAAUACCAUCUGGCACCUAACAUUUCCAUCAGCACAGGACUUGUGCAGGAUUCCAAUGAAAAGGAUUAUUGUCAAUGGACUCCUCACUGCAAGCAGGCCGUCUAUUUCUUCAACGCGGCUCUUGAACCAAAUUCUCCUGUCAGUGCUGCCUCAGCAGUUGCAUACGCUGUGAGCUUCAACCCAGCAACAGGGGAGGUUAACAUGGACUUUAAACUUUUAGUUUAAUAUAGUAGCCCUUUUGGGGGGGGAUAUGAAAAACCAUUUGUUUCCCUUUUAGCUUGAUCAAUAAAUACAUCCACAGACA
Messenger RNA from Thamnophis sirtalis, 1790 nucleotides. The record is from RefSeq and is a predicted model, not a curated record. Lineage: Eukaryota; Metazoa; Chordata; Lepidosauria; Squamata; Natricidae.